This is a messenger RNA of Megalopta genalis, 1554 nucleotides long. Lineage: Eukaryota; Metazoa; Arthropoda; Insecta; Hymenoptera; Halictidae. The record is from RefSeq and is a predicted model, not a curated record.
GAGAUUACUGUACAUACUAUUGUAACUGUUGAUAACCGUGUAUGUAAUAAAUACUUCUAUGUGCGUGUAAACGGCAAUAAUGGAGCAAGAAAAUAAAGGAUACAUAGUCAAUAUACGAAACUAAUUUAUAUAGAAAAUUAUAUAUAAUAACGAGAGAGUAAAGAGAAAUGCAAAUGCGGCAAGAAAAUGUUGGUUCGAUUCGAAUCUACUGAUUAACGUAGUUCAAUUGACUGCCUUCACGCGGAAGUGACAGAAAUUACGAUUGGUAGGGUAGCGUUAUUUUAUUACGUGUCAUGUACGCAAAUCUGUUUUUCCUAAUUGCUUGAGGAUCCCAAGACUAAGUCGUAAAGUUCUUGAAGUUCGUAUUUGUUUAAACGAGUCGCUAAAGCAAAAAGAUGCGUCAACUGAAGGGAAAGACGAAAGAAACAAACAAACAGAAGAAAGAAAGGAAAAAGGAAUUUCUAGAGAACAAACAGCGUGUCUUCACAGUGGUGUUACCCACGAUUGCUGCCAUAUUCGUUGUAAUAGCAGCAUACAUUUAUGUUAAAACCCCUAAGGGAACACAGUAUGUGACAUGCGGUUCUGCAUUAAAAUUAUUUAAUGUAGACUACAAAGUCACAUUACACACUCAUGAUAUUAAAUAUGCAAGUGGCAGUGGUCAACAAUCAGUAACGGGUUUGUCAACAAAAGAAAAUGGAAACUCCUACUGGCUUAUUAAAGGCGCAACGAAUACACACUGCACCAGAGGCGAGCCUGUCAAGUGUGGAGACAUCAUAAGAUUGGAGCACACAGGUACGAAAAAGAAUCUUCAUUCACACCGUGUUAGCUCGCCUCUUAGUGGUAAACUAGAAAUAUCUGCUUAUGGAGAUACCAAAGGAGAAGGGGACAAUGGAGACAAUUGGCUCGUAAUAUGUGACAAUGAAAAUGAAUUAUGGAGAAGGGAUUCUCGUAUUAUGUUAAAACAUGUUGACACAACUGCAUAUUUAACAGUGAGCGGAAGAGUUUAUGGUCACCCAAUUAGUGGCCAAAGUGAAGUAGUAGGUGAUAUUACUGUUACCGGUCCCCGUUUUCAAUGGAUAUCGGCAGAAGGUGUAUUUGUUCACCCUCAUAACUUUGAAGCUCAACACUCUGCGCAUACAGAAUUAUAAAAUGCUUUUCACUAGAUUUACAAUUUUGUAUGAUCAGUAUCUGAUUGUUCUAUAUUUCUAUGAGGAAAGAUUUUCCUGAAAAACACUUGAAUUGAUUUUAUAGAUCAGAAAUUAAUAGAAAAAUUAUAUUCUUCCAUUACUGUAACUUGUAAGAACAAAUUUAGGAAACAGAAAACGUAGCAUUAUUUAUUGUUCUCGUAAUAUACAUAAACGCCAAAUAAUAUUGUGAACAAUUAUACUUUUAAUAUUACUUUUAUUAUUAGUAAGAUUGUAACAGGGAAAAGCUUCUUAAUUGCACAAGAGUUGUUUUUAUAAUUUUCCUAACACUUCUAUGAAGAGUGUGAAAAUGUAAUAAACGUAUACAAUAUUUAUUACAAUAUAAUAAAAUUUAAGAUAAUUAAAAAAA